This is a messenger RNA of Guillardia theta CCMP2712, 750 nucleotides long. RefSeq lists its product as hypothetical. Lineage: Eukaryota; Cryptophyceae; Pyrenomonadales; Geminigeraceae. The coding region runs from base 1 to 750 and encodes 249 amino acids. The transcript has 6 exons. The record is from RefSeq and is a predicted model, not a curated record.
AUGUUCAACAGCGCCUUGCUGGACGCCCUUUCUUUGCUCUCCAUCUUUGAGAAAGAGGCAGGAGGCUCCCCCAUGAAGGAUCUGCUACCGCUCAAGACGGCGGAGGAAACCAGCACCUUCGGGCUUAUCUUGGUCGAAUGGAUCUCGUCGGUCAACACGGAUGACAAGGGCAGCAACUGGAAGGACGAUGAUGAGGUCAAGAGGAUUGUUCGAUGCUGCGUUGAUUCUCCUAGCGCCUGGUCGUUGAGCAUUCUGGAGAAGAUUUCUGCAAGCUCAAAGGGGAGGGAAGUCGCAAGAGCUCUCGAAUACCUGCGCGGGUUUCAGAGCUUCUUUGACGAGAAACCGUCAAUAUCGUCUGCAACUUCGGAGCUCGGGAUGGAGGAAGUUUGCAAGGAUCUCUCUAUGUGGGAGGAGAGAUCGCAGCGAAGGCAUGCCCCGUCCAUGAGAGGUUGGAGCGUCGUUGAAGAUUGGCUGCCAUGCCCUAUCGGGACGGUGUUCGGCAAGCAAGUCUCGUUGAGGCUUGGGGAGGAGGAUUGCAAGGAGGAGCAGACUGAAACUGUUCUUGAUACUGCGCUACCUCCGUUCCCUCGAGCUCAUGAGCAGGCGAUCACGUCACCAAGGGAAGAAGCGGAGGGAGGGAGGACAGAGCGUGCGUGCUCCCCUGUGGACAAGGGAGCUUGUGCUGUGUCAGACCUGAUAGAUGAAACCUGGAUCCACAAGACGUCCUCGAUGAUCAAACUCCUCGUGUGA